Messenger RNA from Mugil cephalus (flathead mullet), 1491 nucleotides. RefSeq names its product zinc finger protein 239-like. The coding region runs from base 48 to 1199 and encodes 383 amino acids. The transcript has 3 exons. Lineage: Eukaryota; Metazoa; Chordata; Actinopteri; Mugiliformes; Mugilidae. The record is from RefSeq and is a predicted model, not a curated record.
ACACUUACACAGUGGCUUCUAAACGUUUUGACUGCCAGGCAACAGCAAUGGGCCCAGACACUGGACCUGUCCCUAAAACAGAAUCUUCAGAUGAAAGUUCAGGAGUAGUUGUGGUGAAGGUUAUCUCAGAAUCAGAUACCAGUGAUGACCUAAGUGCUGCUGAAAAUUCCAAACAACCAGAGAGCCACAUAUCUGACAAGUGUCAUGCUUGCACUGUCUGUGGCAAGGUUUUUGACAGACCAUCAAAGCUAGAGAGGCAUAAACCUGUGCACGAGAGGAAACCAAAGACUCUUCAUCAGUGUCAGCAUUGUGAUAAGAGCUUUACACAACAAGAGAAGCUGAUCAGGCACGAGAAUGGCCACAGUAGGACUAACAAGCACCCCUGUCCUGACUGUGGAAAAGUGUUCAAUAGGCCUUCCAAAUUAGAGAGGCAUAAACGUACACACUCAAAGAAACCAAAGGUGCCGCAUCAGUGUCCAUACUGCAUGAAGACAUUCAGUAAACUUAACAAACUUGUCCGCCACAAGCGAAUGCACACCGGGGAGAAGCCUUUCACCUGCUCUGUCUGUGGUAAAGGAUUCUCAGAGUCAGGCCACUGCAAAGCACAUGAAAAGACGCACCAGGAGCAGCCAGAAAAGCCUCACUCCUGCGCGGACUGUGGGAUGUGUUUCUUCAAGGCCUCAGAGCUCCGUCGCCAUUUUCGCUCCCAUACUGGAGAGAAACCAUUUAGUUGCAGCAUAUGUGAAAGCAGUUUCUCCCGCUCAGAGGGCCUUAAACGGCACAUGAGGAGGCACACUGGCGAAAGACCAUACAAAUGUAUUGUCUGUGGAAAAGGAUUUUAUUCUCGUCAGGAUUUGAAUAUUCAUAGAUUGAUCCACUCAGGAGAGAAGCCGCAUCUUUGCCCCGUGUGUGGUAAAGGCUUUUCACAGUUGGGCAACAUGAAAGAACAUGAACAAAACGUUCAUAUUAAAUCAGAGACAUAUAUUUGCAAUGAAUGUGGGGCAACAUUCACACGCUACAAGUCACUAACCAAGCAUCAGCGAACUCACACAGGAGAAAGACCCUAUCUGUGUCUCACUUGUGGUCGCAGGUUUUCAUGGAGCCAUUCUCUUAGUAGACACCGGAGGACACACGCACACAGACAGAUGUCUAUGGAUACAUUAAGUUUGGAAGGGCCUCCUGAGCAUCCCAGCAUUUGAAAAUAGAAGUGAAAUCUUUGGGAGAAUGAACAUUUCAUUAAGUAAUUGCAGAGAGACAGUUAAGCUGAGAUAAACUAAUUUGGAGUGAUAUUACAACUUUUUGGCUUGUAAAGUGAUUCACCUUGUCUCUUGCUUUGUUAAUUGUCCACUGUAAUGGUAAUUUUUAUUAACUGCACACUCUGGACUUAUUUCUAUGUGUCCACUCCUUCUCUGUGAUUGGCAGAGAACCUCUACAGACUGUGCACAGUUGUGUAACUUUUCUCUUCUUGAACGAAUAAAACUACACAAACAA